AUGCCCAUAUCCACGUCUCCUCCUGUCGCUGCCGCUGCCUCCCCGCCCCUCGCUCCCGCCUCCCAGCGCCGCUACAAGCGCCGCAUUGUGGCCGUCUACAAGGCCAUAGUUCGCUACCAUUACGCCAAGCGUUCAGGCGCAUCCGUUGACCGCGUCCUGGCGCUGGCCGCCUUGCAGCGAGCCAUUCAAGACUUUCGUCUUCACCGCAAAGUCAACUCGUCGGAGCUUCAGCCCGACGUGGUCUUGGCAAAAUGGAACACCCAGGCCCUUUUGAAGAUUUGGGACAAAGACAAAUCGGGCACGGUGGAUUAUCAGGUCUGGCCACAACGCCUCCUCCUCCUCCUCCUCCUGCCCACGUACCCAGCCCAGUGGAAACGAGUUGAUCCCGUGUGGCUCGCCUUCCCGUGCCGAGACCAACUCACCUGCCUUGGCCGGUUCAUCCAGGAAUUUGUUGAUGGUCUCAAGUACAAGUACAACAAGAUGCAGGUGGCCAAGCCCUUGAAGCAUCGAUACCGAGCCCGGUCACCGCGUCCCUUUAGCCCCGACCCCAGCGUCCACUACAGCAAGAACAAGCUUCGACGGGCUGGGAGCAGCCUGAGCGAUGAUCCGCAGCGUUAUCCGCAGCACCGGCCGAGAUCCCGCACUCGCACCAGCCGGACGGCCAGCCAAGAUCCAGAGACCCCGCCCAGUCCCACCCCGCACCUCAUGAACGACUCGAUGGAUUUUGACGCCAUCGACGAUAUCGCAGCUCCAAUGUCAGCACUCCCUCAUCCACUGGCAACAAGCCAAUCGACCGACACCCAGGUCCCAGAGGCCAGUCCCUCUGAGUGGCAGCAACGCCUCGCGGAACUCGAGUCGGAGCGCGAUCAGCACGUGGAAGCCCUACAGGAGCUUCAGGAGACGCUGGCCAACGUCGAGCGCGAGUACGAGGACCAGCUCAACGCGCUGCACAAGCGCCAUCGUCGCAAGGCCUGGCUCAAUGCGGCCCGGCAAGCCCGUCUUCAGGAUGCGGCCGAGCAAGCGGCGGCCCCGCCCCCAAGCACGUGUGACGUGGAUGUUGGCACCCCUGAACUCGCCGCCAUCCAUAUUGACCAGGCCACACAAGUCGAGCCAUUGACAAUCGAGCGGGGGUCCAGCGCCUUGGAGUUGGCCCUGCCAGACGAACGAGAAGCUGCAUCGUCUUCAGUUCUCGCAACCCCGGCGACACCAACGGAAGCGAUGUCACACUCUGAAGCUGCCGUGCAAACGGAUCCGGUUCCGGUGGUUGAAACUCAACUACCAGAGAUUCUUGGCGUGGAAAGCGCUUCAGACACACAGGAAGUUAGGACCGGCUCGGCAAUUGCCUGCCAAACAGAUCUUCACUUGGGGCACAUGGAGCGGCUGGCUGCCAUGAGCCGUGUCGGUGCCAAUCAUCUUGCUCGUAUUGCCGAGCGUGUCGAUUGUGGCGUGCAAGCGGCGAUCGAGUCCGACGUCGCCAUGGCAAACACAGCCAUCAUUUAUGGCCACGCACCUGAUGCCGACACCAGCCUGGCACAGAUUCAAUCCAUUGCCCCGCCCCUUCGUGCGCUGCCUGAACCGGGCGAACCUCCUGUUGCGUCUUUGCGUCCGCAGCUCGAAGCAGUUCCCGAGCAUUCCAAUUCAGAGACAGGCUCGGGAGAAACAUCAGAGCAUUGGUCACACAUCAACGCCGUGCUCACCCAUCCCUCAACUUUGGACGAACAAGAGCCCACAGUCCCUGGGACCACGCCAUUACCCGAUAGUGAGCGUGUCUACGUGCUUGUGCGUCGAGGUCGCGACCUGGCCACGCCUCCAGCCAACCAACGCCCCCAGUCAAUGAAGACUAAAAUCAGCAGCCCACUCCGCGCUGCAGGGCCUCGUGCCUCUCGCCGGCGUCGUGCAGCCGCACAGAUUUAUGAGGCAGCCCGGCGUAUCACCGUUCCUCGACCAGCAGUCGAUCAAUCGCGUGCACGAGGCGACCAACUUGAGCAUUUUGUUGAGGAAACCAUCAAUGUGCCAGUUUUUCAGACUCGGGCUGGCGUCAGUUUCUCGCACAGGCAGACGCAUGUCUAUGCUUUGGCUUGUGCUCACAUUUUUACGGGCCCGGGGCACUCGUCACUGUAG
Monosiga brevicollis MX1 is the source of this 2121-nucleotide messenger RNA. RefSeq lists its product as uncharacterized. Lineage: Eukaryota; Choanoflagellata; Craspedida; Salpingoecidae. The transcript is spliced from 4 exons. Bases 1 to 2121 code for a protein of 706 amino acids. The record is from RefSeq and is a predicted model, not a curated record.